UCAGCUGUCAUCUUUUGUUCAGUUCAAAGUCCUGCUCUUGCUGCAGUUUGAAUGGAACUGGAAGAAAAGUGAAAAAUUAGUGAAUUAUACAGUGAGACUGACGAUCCAAACUACCUAUUUGCUGCAAUCUAGUGUGUUUUACAUUUGAUAUCGAGCUCAGUGAAACGUGUUCUUCCAAUUUCAUAGAACAGUGCUAUUAAACACGUUAAUAUCAAAUUGUGAUCUAGCGGAGAGAGCGUGGGAGGAAGCAUCGUCGGCAGCGUCGAAAAUGAAUAGCAUUGCACGAGUGUUCAGCAAUUUCAAGGAAUUUUACAGUGAAAUCAAUGGCGCCACCCUUACGGGGGCGAUUGACGUGAUCAUAGUAGAGCAACAGGAUGGAUCCUAUAUGUGUUCACCGUUCCACGUUCGCUUCGGCAAACUGGGAGUGCUGCGCAGUCGGGAGAAGAUCGUCGACAUCGAAGUCAACGGAGAGCCCGUCGAUAUUCACAUGAAGCUGGGAGAAUCGGGCGAAGCGUUCUUCGUCGAAGAGUGCCUCGAAGAUGACGCCGAAGUGCCAGCGCAUAUGGCAACCUCGCCGAUCCCAAGCAGCUCGUUCGAGGUGAGCUACGAAAAUUCGCUGACCGUCGUUAGUCAAGAGCAGAAGGAUAUGGCUUUACCGAGGCCGAGGCGCAAUUCGAUUGAUUUUUCGGAGGAAAAUUCGGAAACAGUGAAGGAGAAGUUUGAGAACCAAAAAUCGGAAUAUAGUCACCGGAGGCACACGGAUAACACGACAGGAAGGCCGGAUUUGACGCUCACCAAGCAGGAAUAUACAACCCUAAAGCUACGCCAGGAAUGGGCUGAGGCUGAACAAGAGCAGAUAUUCCAAAUGGAAGAGAUAGAAAACAAUGUAAGUGUCAAUUGGAAGAAGGAUACUCCACCAAAAAGUGAGCCUGAGAAACAUUUCAAGCCGAUUGAAGCCGCGCCGUCGCUGACGGAUGCGAAACAAGCGAAUUUGGAAUCGACUGCACAGGAAGAGCAACCGAUACCACCAUCUGUCUCGGAUGAUAAAGCCAACCUCGAUUCAAAGUCGAAGAAAAAACGAAGGAAGAAAUCAAUCAUGAAAAAGAAAAACUCGCAACGUAAAAACUCAUCCAGUAGUUCUGGGGGAUCCAAUCAAUCCGAUCAGAAUGACGGAGCUGAAACCGAUAGUAUGACUGCUUCCCAGGUGACCUCUUCAUCAACCAGCGGAUCUCCAAAAGACACUGAACAGAGUAUUCUUCCAAUAGCUGAGAAUGAACCAAAGGAAGCUCCAGAAGCCAGCAACCGUGUUCACGAACUGGACAUCCAUUUUUUCAGUGACACUGAAGUUGCGUCCGGAACAAGUCCUCGCCAAUCUCGUCCCUCAACGCCCAUUCAGAGUGAUACUGAGUUUGAGAUAUCACAGCGUGAAUCUGCACAGGGCGAUACCAUUUCUGCCUCGUGGAAAUGGGGCGAACUUCCAACGAAGCCUGAAGAAUGUGAGGACCUCAGCACCAGCCAGGGCAAACAAGCCCAGCGCAAUUCGAUGCUGAGUGGUUUGAUGAGCUUCAUGAAGUACAACAACAAAAAACUACGCAAAAAUGUUCCCGAAGGUCUCUAUCUGUCGGAAUUCGAUGAAUCGCUAGAUCCGGAGGUCGCCGCUCUCUACUUUCCACCGUCUUCUUCCAAAGCACAGCAAGCUCAAAAUGAAGAGGACAGGGAAAGUGGGAAUGGAACAUCGAUUCCCCAUAGUCCAACAUCGCUCGAAGGAGUCAAAGGCAUGGACUCGGAUUUCGACGAGAACAAAAUAGACAAACUGUCGCUGGAUUUUAUCUCUCUUUCGCUCUGUGGCGGAUUGGAAAAUGGUGGUCCUACCGGGGAGGAGUUCGAGAGACAUUUGCUCCGAUAUUCGGACGUCUGCAGCAAUCCCACAGUAUUUUCGUCGCCCGAUCUAGUCGUACGCAUUAAUGAAAAAUAUUUCCCGUGGGCAGAGGCUUGCCCACAAGUUAUGACUAUGUUAGCAUUCCAAAAAUCGCUACCAAACGAAAACGGCGGUGGUGCAUCAUCGCUGGGCAAAGACCAACCGUUGGCUGCUGCAGCUGAGGAAGCGCAAUCCGAUAAGCAACCGACGCAACAAUCCGCUCCCGAGGGUGGCAGAAGGGGACGAUGGUGGUACUGGAGUCGAUCCAGCGACAAAUCUACUAUGAAGGGUGACGGGGAAUCAGAACCGCGACCCAUCGAGGAGUCCAAAACACUUACUGUGGCGACUCAAACUUCCCGAUCGGCUACUCCGGAUGAAUCGGUUAAUAUUCCGGUAGUGAAAAACAUCGAGAAGGUGAAGGAAGAUGGUUACAGUGGGUCUCUGAGUUCGGAAGAUAUGGAGUCACGAGCUGAACCAAACUCUCAUAACGACGAAGAUCACAGCAAGGUGAUCGGUUUCGCGGAGAAGUACCGAAAGACACUGCGGCUCUCGUCGAACCAGAUAGAAGGGCUCAACCUAAACAAUGGCAUUAAUGUAAUAGUCUUCAGCGUAACAACUGCCUACCAGGGAACCACCCGUUGCAAGUGCUACCUGUUCAAGUGGAAGUAUAACGACAAGGUGGUCAUAUCGGAUAUUGAUGGAACCAUCACAAAAUCCGAUGUUCUCGGUCACAUUCUGCCAAUGGUGGGCAAAACUUGGGAGCAAAUUGGCGUGGCGCAGCUAUUUUCUAAAAUCGAGGAAAAUGGAUACAAGCUGCUCUAUCUUUCAGCACGCGCAAUCGGACAAUCCAAGACAACGAGAGACUAUCUACAGUCGAUACGACAGGGAGAUAUCAAGUUGCCCGAUGGACCCCUGCUGCUCAAUCCUACCUCCCUGAUGUCCGCUUUACACCGUGAGGUGAUCGAGAAGAAGCCCGAACAGUUCAAGAUAGCAUGUCUUAGCGAUAUCCAAGCACUAUUCCCCGAUAAGAACCCUUUCUACGCGGGCUAUGGCAAUCGGAUAAACGAUGUCUGGGCAUACCGUGCCGUUGGAAUACCAAUUUCCCGUAUUUUUACUAUUAAUACGAAGGGCGAAUUGAAGCACGAACUGACACAAACAUUCCAAUCAACUUACGCAAACAUGGCAUACAUAGUGGACCAACUAUUUCCUCCCAUAAGGCAUAUAGAAGCGGAAGAUAGCGAGUUCACUAGUUUCAAUUUCUGGCGGGAUCCAGUACCCGAUCUAGAUUUGAAUCUUGAUCUGCCCAGCUGUUCCAACCAAGGUGGAAGUGGAAGUGGAAACGCGAGCCCAGUGGUCGCCACCUCGAGCAGCAUCGGUGGUGCGCUCGGGUCAGGAAAGGUAACUCCAACCAGCACUCUGAUACAACAGGCACUGCCUACGAUUCCGGAGAACUAGAGACCACCCAAUCCGAUCUGUAUCUGUUUAGAAUGCUUUCCUACUCUCUGUGCAUCAUCAAUAUAUCACACAUAGAUUAGAUAUCAGCUUUGCGUGGGGGGAUGAACCGCGAUUAUCGCAACCAUAGCGCGUAUACCGUACUUCAAUGCAAAAUAACCGUAUCGUAAACAUACAUAUAUUGUCUCGUCAAACAUUACACACAUUAAAUUAAACGAAAUACUAUCGUAUUUGGGAAUGAUUGCUUGAACCGCUUCGUACACGAUAUAGAGCAUAUGAAAAAAUAUUAUCAAUUAUUGCUUUCGGUUCGCCAUCCUAUCGUACACCAGCCUAAGAGCGUACUAACCGUUCGUUACCAUAGCAUCCCGACACGGGAUGAAGGCGGACAAGUUGAUUUUCGGAAUUUAUUUACGGAUUUGAGAUUAAUUAGCCUGAAAACGUAAAACAAACAAACAGCAACAAAUAUAUAGGUCUAUCAAUUCAAACAUUGGGCUGAAGACGUGUGAUAAUAA
Molecule: messenger RNA, 3882 nt
Organism: Toxorhynchites rutilus septentrionalis
Lineage: Eukaryota; Metazoa; Arthropoda; Insecta; Diptera; Culicidae
Gene: Lpin
Product: phosphatidate phosphatase LPIN2
Exons: 6
Coding region: 269-3373 (1034 amino acids)
Biological process (GO): fatty acid catabolic process; positive regulation of transcription by RNA polymerase II; triglyceride biosynthetic process
Cellular component (GO): nucleus
Molecular function (GO): phosphatidate phosphatase activity; transcription coactivator activity
Source: RefSeq, a predicted model, not a curated record